AAAAAGGGAACACGAGUCCUCGCCUCGGUAACUCUUGAAUCUGCUCCAAACCGUUUUCUUUUUCUGAGAUCUCCAAAACCCCUCACCGGGGCUUAACGAAUUCUUGCCACUUAUCUUUAUUUCCCGUGUUUUAGUCUAGUGAAAUCCUGGGGGUUCUUGUGCCUGAUUCAUGAAAACUUGGAUUUUCCUUUUUCUUAGUUUCCUUGUUUUCACGUUGUCCUGUUUGAGUUUUGAAUAUGCCAUUUCUCAAUCGGAAAAGGCUGAAAACAAGUUUAGGGAGAGGGAGGCAACCGACGAUGCCCUAGGUUACCCCAAUUUUGAUGAAGAUGAGCUGUUGAACACACAAUGCCCUCGGCAUUUGGAACUUAGAUGGCAGGCUGAAGUGAGUUCUAGCGUAUACGCGUCACCUUUGAUUGCUGAUAUUAACAGUGACGGAAAGCUUGAAGUUAUCGUUCCUUCUUUUGUCCAUUACUUGGAAGUCUUAGAAGGCUCUGAUGGGGAUAAACUGCCAGGAUGGCCAGCUUUUCAUCAGUCAACGGUUCACUCUAGUCCUCUUCUAUAUGAUAUUGACAAGGAUGGCGUUAGGGAAAUUGCUUUAGCCACAUACAAUGGUGAAGUGCUCUUUUUCAGGGUAUCAGGCUAUACUAUGUCAGACAAAUUGGUGGUUCCGAGGUUGAAAGUUAAAAAGGAUUGGCAUGUUGGCUUGCAUACUGAUCCUGUUGACCGUUCUCGUCCAGAUGUUCAUGAUGACCAAUUAAUCCAGGAGUCUUCUUUGGACUCAUUCGCUCAGCCCAAUGAGAGUACAUCUACAGCAAAUAUUACGAGUUCCAUAGCAGGUCAUAAUGACUCAUCUCAUUCUGCCCCAGAACAUGACACCUUGAAUAGCACUAUUUCUGCUGAUAUUCAACAUGACAAUCAGCUUAAUGCAUCUCAAGAAGAUACCCAAGGCCAAGGGGAAAGAAACGGAAGUCUACUAGAUCCGGGCAUUAAGAUGCCUCUAAUUACGAAUAACUCUUCUUUGGCUUCUGGAUCUGAGAAAGUUAGCAAUGGGGAGAGUGGAAAUUCAGUGAGAAGAAAGCUUUUAGAAGAAAACGACUCAAAAGUCAAUGAGGAUGCCCAUACUGCAACAGUGGAAAAUGAGGGUGGUCUAGAAGCAGAUGCUGACUCAUCAUUUGAGUUGCUUAGGGACAGUGAUGAGCUGGGGGAUGAGUAUAACUAUGAUUACGAUGACUAUAUUGAUGAUUCCAUGUGGGGGGACGAGGAGUGGACUGAAGCACAACAUGAGAAACUGGAAGAUUAUGUUCAUAUAGAUGCACACGUUUUGUGCACUCCAGUAAUAGCAGACAUUGAUAAGGAUGGUGUCUUCGAGAUGAUUGUUGCUGUUUCCUACUUCUUUGAUCGAGAGUAUUAUGACAAUCCAGAGAAUAUGAAAGAACUUGGUGGUAUUGAUAUUGGAAAAUAUAUUGCUGGGGGCAUUGUUGUCUUCAACCUUGACACAAAGCAAGUGAAGUGGAGUGUUCAGCUGGAUCUGAGCACUGAUAAUGCAAAUUUUCGUGCCUACAUGUACUCUUCUCCUAGCGUUGUUGAUUUGGACGGUGAUGGGAACUUGGACAUUCUUGUUGGCACUUCUUUUGGCUUGUUUUACAUUUUAGACCACAGAGGCAAAGUUAGAGAGAAAUUCCCCCUUGAGAUGGCUGAAAUCCAAGGAGCAGUAAUUGCAGCUGAUAUAAAUGAUGACGGGAAAAUCGAAUUAGUGACUACUGAUUCCCAUGGUAAUGUUGCUGCCUGGACUCCGCGAGGAAAAGAGAUUUGGGAAACGCAUAUUAAGAGCCUUGUUCCUCAGGGUCCCAGCAUUGGAGAUGUAGAUGGUGAUGGCCACACUGAUGUUGUUGUCCCAACAGCAUCUGGAAAAAUAUACGUUCUUAGUGGCAAAGAUGGAUCAAUUAUGCGGCCCUAUCCAUACAGAACUCACGGUAGAGUAAUGAAUCAAGUACUCUUAGUUGACUUGAAAAAACGCGGGGAGAAGCAAAAAGGACUCACUAUAGUCACAACAUCAUUCGAUGGGUAUCUAUACCUCAUAGAUGGGCCCACGUCAUGUGCGGAUGUUGUGGAUAUUGGAGAAACAUCAUAUAGCAUGGUUUUGGCAGACAAUGUAGAUGGUGGGGAUGAUCUCGAUCUUAUAGUUACAACCAUGAACGGCAACGUGUUUUGUUUCUCUACUCCUGUGCCACAUCAUCCUCUGAAGGCUUGGAGGUCACCUUACCAAGGGAGGAAUAAUGCAGCACACCGGUAUAAUCGCCAGGGGAUUUACGUCAUGCCAUCAUCACGUGCUUUCCGAGAUGAAGAAGGGAAGAACUUUUGGGUUGAAGUGGAGAUUGUGGAUAGAUAUAGAUUCCCUUCUGGCUCCCAAGCACCUUAUAAUGUCACGGUGAGCUUAUUAGUUCCUGGUAACUACCAAGGAAACAGAACACUCAAGCAGAACCAAAUAUUUGAUCGACCUGGAAAGCAUCGGAUUAAACUCCCAACAGUAGGGGUAAGGACUACUGGAUCUGUACUGGUUGAGAUGAUCGACAAGAAUGGGAUAUAUUUUUACGAUGAUUUCUCUCUCACAUUCCACAUGUAUUACUACAAGCUGUUAAAAUGGCUUGUUGUCCUCCCAAUGCUGGGAAUGUUUGGCAUUCUUGUCAUUUUGCGGCCUCAAGAAGGCAUGCCUUUGCCUUCAUUUUCACGCAACACUGACUUGUGAUUUUGGAGCCCACUAGUGAUUAUCUGACCGUUCACUGAAAAGAACUCAGAGUGUAGGCUCUUGGUAGAAGCAUAGUGGAUUAUAUGAAUGGGAAUUAUGGAAUGCUGAGGGUUGAUCAUGGCUUUUGAGAUUCGGGCUCGACUAAUAUAUGUCUUGUUACAAAAGUUGGAUUUUCCUAUGGCAGAACCUGAGAUUGAGUUUUAAUAUAGAGGGUUAGUAUUGUGACUACUGCACUUGUUCUGUUGAAGAGCAGUUGAACCUUGUCAAUCUUUGUAAAUUGGAUCCGUUAAUCUGGGUUGUUGGAGUAUGGUUCUAUUUUCUUGGUUUUUCACGCUGGUUAUUUUGUGGAGUAAGGUUAAAUUUCUUAAAAGUUGGAUUUUUCAUGAGCAUGGUUGGCCAAGUUCUGUUAGGGCAGGGAAUAUGUGAACUUAUGUUGGAUUUUUNCGUCCCUAAUGUAUGUUGGCUUGUAUAGGGUAUAAAUACUUUUUUAGCGGCAAUUGCUGCCAAAGUUUUUGGCUUGGGAA
Striga asiatica is the source of this 3270-nucleotide messenger RNA. NCBI's taxonomy places the organism in Eukaryota, Viridiplantae, Streptophyta, Magnoliopsida, Lamiales, Orobanchaceae. The record is from the annotation of a GenBank genome assembly.